AUGUUUUCUUUCUCAUUUCAUUCCUCCCUAAGUCACUCUUCUAACCGUCCUUUCUCUUUCUCUCCUUAUUUUCUUCCCACUCCUCAUUCCUCUCUCUCUCUCUCUCUCUCUCUCUUUUCCUCCUUUUUUUGUAAAUUAUCACCCUUCUUUUUCUCCUUCUUGCACUUAGUCUUCUUCUUGUUUGUCUUUUUAUUUCUCUUCUUACUGACUUCUCUCUUUUACUCCCUUUCUAUUUCACCUUCUUUACUGACUGAAUUUUACUCCCUUUUAUUUCACACUGACUUCUCUUUUACCCUUUCUAUUUUCACCUUAAUCACUGACUUCUCUUUUACUCCCUUUCUAUUUCACCUUCUCUUCUUACUGACUUCUCUCUUUUACUCCCUUUCUAUUUCACCUUCUCUUCUUACUGACUUCUCUCUUUUACUCCCUUUCUAUUUCACCUUCUUCUUCACUGACUUUCUUCAUUGA
This is a messenger RNA of Acanthosepion pharaonis, 468 nucleotides long. NCBI's taxonomy places the organism in Eukaryota, Metazoa, Mollusca, Cephalopoda, Sepiida, Sepiidae. The record is from the annotation of a GenBank genome assembly.